Molecule: messenger RNA, 1270 nt
Organism: Podarcis muralis (Common wall lizard)
Lineage: Eukaryota; Metazoa; Chordata; Lepidosauria; Squamata; Lacertidae
Product: FXYD domain-containing ion transport regulator 7
Biological process (GO): regulation of sodium ion transmembrane transporter activity
Cellular component (GO): membrane
Molecular function (GO): sodium channel regulator activity
Source: RefSeq, a predicted model, not a curated record
GUGGGGCGGUAAGAAGCAAGUCCAAGGUCUGAGGUUUCCACCUCCUCCUUCCUCGAUCCUCCUCUCACUUUCCACUGGCCCCUCCUUCCCCACGUGGAACGAAGGGGGGGGAGGAAGAGAGGGGGGAAUACACCCGCCAGCCCCGCAUCUUCACGCCAGUCUUAGCGCUUCUCCCUCCCUGCUGGGCUGUGCCGCAUUCGCUCUUGGCUACGGAUCGGACCCGCGAAGAGGAGCAGCUGCGUCACCGCAUCGACCACCACCACCACCAUGGCUACCCCCCCGACGCCCCUGCAUGAUAACAGCAGCCACAUGGACCCCUUCACCUAUGACUAUGAUACGCUGCGCACAGUGGGACUGUUCUUGGCCAUCGUCAUGUUUGUGCUGGGAAUCUUGAUAGCACUGAGUAAAAAGUUCAAGUGCAAAAAAUCUGACCCCAGCCUGUCGGACCCCAGGGCAUCGGGCAAGACUCCUACUCCAGCCGGUGGUGUGUAGGUGCCCUCGCAAAUCUCUGCUGCUCCCGACUGGCUGGGGGAUGAACUGCGCCCAGGAACAUUUCUCCUGAGACCUUGGCACCUUGGCACCGACUGCCCGGGAGGGGGAGGGGCUCUCCGUUCUAUCCUCGACAAGGGAGGGGCAAUUUUAUAACCAGUUAGCUCUUGCGCUUCCAUUGCAUGACGGGGGCCGGCACCUGGGCGGGGUUGGGGGCGCUACACAGGCCAUGAGGUAGCAAAGUCCCUUUGCCUGUCUAUUUCAGCUGGCACCCACCCCGCUGGGGGCUGGCUCCCAUAACCCCCAAAACAGGGUCCCUUUAAACUGCAAUAACGCUGCCUGCUGCCACCCUCUGGGAAACACCCCCCCAUGCAACGCCACGCCACCCCCCCCAGCGAUGCCCCCUUGCUUCUGGGCAUAUUAACCCCCCCCAUAGCUGCUGCUGCUUUGCUUUCUGUGCCUCCCGCUAUGCUGUGAGAAAAAAAGAAGAAGUCCAAUGACCACGAUAGCCACAAGGGGGACAGGGAUUCUACCCAAGAGCCAAUCUGCCCCAGUGCUAGAAACCAGGACGCUUUUUUGGGGUGGGGUGGUGGGGUUGGGCCACCUGUGAAGCCAAGGAUAGGGCCAGCCGAAGGAAUAAAAAGGAGCGAGGGAGGGCUUGCUUUUGUGGCAUACACUCCACUCCCCCCAGGGGGCGCUGCUCACAGCUUCUCCUUGCUGUACCAUCCACAUCUCCGUGUCUCUCAUCCAAGCAUGGAGCAAACUUUGACCAAUCAAUAAA